This is a messenger RNA of Pterocles gutturalis (yellow-throated sandgrouse), 1165 nucleotides long. RefSeq names its product procollagen C-endopeptidase enhancer 2 (gene PCOLCE2). The transcript has 8 exons. The record is from RefSeq and is a predicted model, not a curated record. Gene Ontology annotation, molecular function: protein binding. The annotation marks the transcript as partial. NCBI's taxonomy places the organism in Eukaryota, Metazoa, Chordata, Aves, Pterocliformes, Pteroclidae.
GCCUUCAUUUGCAUGUGGAGGAGUUGUAUCUGGAGAGUCCGGGUUUAUUGGGAGUGAAGGAUUUCCUGGAGUCUACCCUCCAAACAGCAAAUGUACUUGGAAAAUCACAGUCCCAGAAGGAAAAGUGGUGGUUCUUUCCUUUAGGUAUUUAGACCUGGAAAGUGACAACUUGUGCCGAUAUGAUUUUGUGGAUAUAUACAAUGGCCAUGCCAAUGAACAACGCAUCGGCAGGUUCUGUGGUACUGUGAAACCAGGUGCCCUUGUAUCCAACAGCAAUAAAAUGCUGGUGCAGAUGACUUCAGAUGCUAACACUGCUGGAAGUGGAUUCAUUGCGAAGUUUUCUGCAGCAGAACCCCAUGAAAGAGGGGACCAGUACUGCGGGGGACGACUGGAGAAGCCGUCAGGGUCCUUCCAAACGCCCAACUGGCCAGAGCGCGACUACCCCGCCGGCGUCACUUGCUCCUGGCACAUCGUCGCCCCCAAGAACCAGCUAAUAGAGUUAAAGUUUGAGAAGUUUGAUGUGGAGAGGGACAACUACUGCAGAUACGACUACGUCGCAGUGUUUAAUGGUGGGGAAAUUAAUGAUGCUAAAAGAAUUGGGAAGUACUGCGGAGAUAGUCCACCAGCGCCUAUUCUGUCUGAGAGGAAUGAGUUGCUCAUUCAGUUUUUGUCUGACUUAAGCUUAACAGCUGAUGGUUUUAUUGGCCAUUAUAAAUUUAGACCAAAAAAGUUACCCUCAACUACAGUUCCGCCUACGACCACAACAGUCCCUGCUACCUCAAUUGUAAAUCCAACAGUUGCCCUGUGCCAGCAAAAGUGUAAGAGGAGCGGGACUCUCGAAAGCAAUUAUUGUUCAAGCAACUUCGUAAUAACUGGAACUGUAAUCACAGCAGUAACGCGGGCUGGCAGUCUGCAUGCAACAAUAUCCAUCAUUAAUGUAUAUAAGGAGGGAAAUUUAGCAAUUCAACAAGCCGGCAAGAGUAUGAGUGCCAAAAUUAUUGUUGUAUGUAAGCAGUGUCCUCUCAUCAGAAGGGGUUUAAACUACAUCAUCAUGGGCCAGGUAGAAGAAGACGGCAGAGGCAAAAUCUUUCCCAACAGCUUUGUCAUGAGUUUUAAGACUAAGAACUCAAAGAUCCUAAAUGCCUUGAAAAACAAAACAUGUUAA